AUGUUUGAUUACUUUUCAUCGCUGGCUGAGCAAGUUUCACAAACGGUUACACAAAAUGGCAACCAACUGAUCGAGUUGUACAAGAAGGAUAUUGAUGAAUUUGCUGAUGCCGUUUCUGUUGGUAUUGUAAAGAUUAAUGAAUUGGCUUCAGAAUUGGGAGAUUCGGAUCAAUCAUCAUCAAAUAUUAGUAUUGAAAAUAUUCUGUACAAUGAACAAUCAUACAAAACACCAAUUUAUUUAAGUGAUGAAAAUGAUUUGAAUACUAUUCAAAUUGAUAUUGAUUCUAAAACUGAUGAAAUUAGUAAAUUGUUGGAAAAUGAUCCAAAAUUAAAGGAAAUUCAUACUAACAUUGUCCCUUCACAAAUAUCAUUUAUAUUAUUCUGGAAGAGAUAUUAUCAAUUAAAAUUAAAUUUUGAGGAAAAUGAAAAGAAGAGAAAGUUGUUUGAAUCUUUGAAUAAUACAAACACCAAGAAUGAAAGUGUUAAAGAACAUUUAUAUUUGGACGUUCUGAAGGAUAUUCUAAAUGAUGAUUUUAAUUCCGUACAAGAGAUUAGAGACUACAUUAAAAUGCAAUUAGGUUCCGAAGUUUUAUCAUUGAAUGAAACAACAUUAGCAACAAAUGACACUACAUUAGAGGUUAACAGUGAUAAUAUUGUUGCUGCUAGUGGUGACGCCACCACAUCUGACAAUGCUACAAGUGCAGCACAAAAUGAUGAGGAUGAUGAUUGGGAAUAA
Molecule: messenger RNA, 735 nt
Organism: Naegleria gruberi
Lineage: Eukaryota; Heterolobosea; Eutetramitea; Acrasida; Naegleriidae
Exons: 1
Coding region: 1-735 (244 amino acids)
Source: RefSeq, a predicted model, not a curated record